UCGCUGGAAAGACGAAAUACCGUAAUAAUACACACAAUGGCUGGAGUUUUAUUUGAAGACAUUUUUGACGUGAAGGACAUAGAUCCCGAGGGAAAGAAGUUCGAUAGAGUUUCUCGUCUUCACUGUGAGAGUGAGAGUUUCAAGAUGGAUCUCAUACUGGAUGUCAACACGCAACAAUAUCCCGUAGAUUUAGGUGAUAAAUUCCGUCUAGUUUUGGCGACGACGUUACGUGAAGAUGGUUUUCCCGACGAACCUGACUACACACCACUCGAUGAUGGUCAGCCAAGCCGUGCCGAUAGCUUCGAGUAUGUGAUGUUCGGCAAGGUGUAUCGGAUAGAGGGCGAUGAGAGUCUGACAGAAGCUGCAACCAAAUUGUCUGCCUAUAUGUCAUACGGAGGGCUAUUGAUGAGGCUGCAAGGUGACGCUAAUAACUUGCAUGGGGUGGAGCUCAACCAACACGUCUAUCUGCUCAUGAAGAAACUAGCUUUCUAAGGAGGUGGAUGACAAGAACACAAGAUGCCUGGACGUUAGGGAGGGGGAAGGAGAUGGAGAAGGGGAAGGGGAAAGUGUAAGAGGGAAGGAAGGGGAAGGGACAUGGGUUCAUGAGUCCUAGGAAAAUCCCACAUACAGUAAAGAAGAAAUACCCUUAGAGUAUCUACAUAAUGUACGUUCUUAAAUCUUCUAUUACAGCCUGACAGUGAAUGUUAUCGUCAAAUUGAGCCGUCUCGGGGCGAUCGUUACCGUUACACAGUUUGCACGCGUUGACACACUUGUGUGCAUAUUUACCAGACAUGUUUCACAAAAAUAUGAUCUUCGAUACUAGGCAGGUAUCGAUGUAAUCAAAUCAGAGUGGUACGUUGUUGUGCGACAGCAAAUAGAUUGUGUGAUCUCUGUCUUUUAGACCUGCAUAUACGAACAAAUUAAGAUUCUCUUUUGAUACAACCGCUACUCUGUAAUUCAUCUUGAAGUGAACGGAGUGUUUUCAAACAAUUUAAUGUGUUCGAUUCUGUUUGGGGUAUCGAUGGGAAUCCCUGCUUACCUAUACAAUUCAUCCGCGUAGGUUCUCUGCUCUUUAUGACCAUGACGAUUUGACGCAUAAUUGGGAUGUUUCUCAAUGCGUGCGAUACCGGUAGCGAUUGCCCUUGGACAAUACAUAUUGUCUUUAUUUCUUAUUGUGAUCACACCUUUCAUGUUAAGAAUUCUCUCGUUUAAAUCUACUCUUUUUUGAGGUCUUAAACCUCCUUGCGGCAUGUCCAUAUGAAUUAUGUUAAAACUCACAUUUUCAUCCAUCAUAAUUUCUUUGUGAGAUUGCAACACAGAUUCCAACUUUGAAACAAAUGCCUCGUUCUUUAAUUGAUCACGCCUUAUAAAAGGUAAACUCAUUGGUUUGUCCAACUGUGGAGCAUUGAAAGCUAAUCUAACCAUAUCGUUAUCUUUGGCACCCACCAACAUAUCUUCAAACAUACCAUUUAUUUGAGGAAUCAUGUCGAUCUGAGGACCAUUAUUCUCUUUGGGUUGAAAUGACACAGAAUAGUCUCUAACCUUCGUUUUGUACUUCUUGUACUUUUCACUGACUUUAGUAACAUUGUACAUCAUUUAUCCACCAACCCUCACUGGCAAUGGAUUCUCCUCCUCCUCCUCCUCCUCCUCCCUCCUCCACCCGAUUCCUCUUUUGAUGCAUUGAUGAACUGCCAACAUUUUUCUCCAGUUGGUCCCACUGCAUGGCUUGUAGAGGGUCCCGAGACAUAACUCGUAGACGGUCCUGCAGCAUAACUCAUAGAAGGUCCUUGUAUAUCGUUGAAUGCUUUUAAAUGGUCGUCAUUUUCUUUAUUAUAAAAAUUAUAUGGGAGGGAUGCUACCUAAAGCUCAUUUACUUUGUCAACAAUUUAGACUUGACGUGUUUCAAUACAUGUGUGCCUUUUUUAGCGUGUACUGAAAAAAUUCCACCUCUUCGGCCACACAGUAAUCCUGUGCGCAUUCAAACAUCAAUGCGCUAUUAUAUACGACAUCAAACAAAUCCAUGAAUUGUUGUUGUUUUAGUCCUAACACUGCUCUUUUGAAAUAUUUAUCAACCCGCUCCUGCCAUAACAUCCAAAGGCAAUCCCCGUGAUCCUUUUGAGCCGGACAGUCAUUUUGGCAUCCCUCGCACAUUUCAAUGACAAGUCUGUUUAUGCUGCUCGCUAAAGCUUUUUUAACCAUUAGUACAGGACAUACCGGUAUUGAGUUUUCUACUUUGCUUUGCUCCUUCUCCCCAAUCUCCUCAUCCACCAUGCCGUUGCUCUCCUCCUCCUCUCCUCCACCUCCUCCUCCUCCUCCUCCUCUUCGUCAUCAUCAAUGACGAAUAACUCUCCUUCUUCAUAUGAGAGGACACGCUUAAUGUCACCCACAACACCCAUUCCUCUAUCCAGCUAAGGCUUUGCAGUAUCGCAUACAGAUGGCGCCAUACAAUCAUGUAUUCGUGGUUGCUGGACAACGUGUGGGGUCAACUGUCAUAGUCUCUAAUGUUUAUGUAUGGAACACCCCUAAAAUUUACAUCACAGCUUGGACUGGACUCCAUUUUGUUGUUUUCUCUAGGAUAUUGUUGUAUAUUGGUACUAACAAGCUGACUCCUCCAGUGGUUAUGGUAACAACAUUGUCAUGCCAUUUUCUAUACAUUUGACCUUCAUUUAGGCCACACCCAUUUUGAUGUCGAUAUCAUCCCGAGUUCGACCAAUCAACACUAAACCCACAUUUUGCAAAGGCAUAUAUCCUCAUUAUCUAAUCCUCACCCCAUGUUAUGUAAUUGUUACCAGUAUCAUCCGGUCCUCGAACACUAAUCCCACAUUUUGCCAAGUCAUAUUUCCUCUUUAUCUAAUCCUAUCCCCAAGUUCUUUAAUUACUACCUGUACGUUUCGGUUACUAAUCCCUUAAUCUGGUCAUGUGACUGGAAACGCCCUAUCCAGACUAAUCUUACUACUGGGGGAGCGGUCAAAGGACCAAACAACACUGUACAGAGAGAGAUAUGUUUUCCAAUCGUUUUUGGAUUUUGAUCUUCUUGUCUACCGUAGGUAAUAAGGCUUAGUCUUUAAUAGGUUAAUAAAUGAGCAUUAGACUCUUCAAUUUUAAGUUCAUAAUUAGAACUGGAUUUAGAACUUCAGUUGAUUUUUGUUAAAACCGAAGACAAGAACAGCUUUGGAGGUGCAAGUCAUGAUUGAUGAAGCACUGUACCAAAUGGUACUUUCUUUUUUAAAGCAGACUUUUGUCUGUGAAUCAUACACCUAAAUAUAAACCUGUCCCUAUAUAAAGCAAUCAGUAUGCAUGCUACCCAGGACAAGGGUUUGGAAUCAAAGACUAGGCAAAUACUUGUUUGUGUGUUGUCAUGGUUCAGGUACCUCUUUUUUCUCCAAAAUCGAAAGCAAAAAAAGAUGACAAAAUACCUGACUUGCUGGAACAAAAAGCUUGUCAUGGGAAUUUCUCACUCAUUGAAACUAUUCAACAAACACUUUUUAUAUUAAAUGCAUUUCCCACCAAAUAUGUAUGUUUUCAAGUAAUUUCUGAUGAGACAUAUAUUAUAUCAGUGAGUUUGAUCUUAGAUGCUGUUAUGUUCUUAUUGUGGCAUAGGAUGGUAAUAGAUCUUAAUCUUUUGGAGAUAUGUACUUUUCAUUGAGAGGUGUUUAAGAAACCAUGAACCAUUUAGUGUUUUGAUUAAAAAUCAUCCUUUCUACUGUUCACAAUCAUUGUAGCGCAUGACAAACAUGUAUCCCCUGCUGAUAACAAAUCCCAGAAAACCACAAAAUUUGGUACCUUGGAACUUUUUUGUGAAUAUGGGUAAAAAGGAUUAUGAUGUCCAUGAUGUUAAUAAGCUGUACCGUACUACUAUCCUAAUUUGAUCACUUGUAUAUAAUUAUUGUAUAUAUUAUGUAUUGGAAAUCGCGACGUGUGUCGACAUUUCUGAUGUUUUCUUUUUUAAUAAAUAUUAUUGAGAAAACACAA
This is a messenger RNA of Strongylocentrotus purpuratus (purple sea urchin), 3972 nucleotides long. It is a transcript of the gene polr2h, whose product is annotated as DNA-directed RNA polymerases I, II, and III subunit RPABC3. Gene Ontology annotation, molecular function: DNA-directed RNA polymerase activity. Bases 37 to 492 code for a protein of 151 amino acids. The record is from RefSeq and is a predicted model, not a curated record. Gene Ontology annotation, biological process: DNA-templated transcription. Gene Ontology annotation, cellular component: RNA polymerase III complex; RNA polymerase I complex; RNA polymerase II, core complex. NCBI's taxonomy places the organism in Eukaryota, Metazoa, Echinodermata, Echinoidea, Camarodonta, Strongylocentrotidae. The transcript is spliced from 4 exons.